Molecule: messenger RNA, 962 nt
Organism: Ambispora leptoticha
Lineage: Eukaryota; Fungi; Glomeromycota; Glomeromycetes; Archaeosporales; Ambisporaceae
Source: the annotation of a GenBank genome assembly
GAACCAGUGCAGCUUUGAUCGAUGAAAAAAUAUAUUAUAUUGGUGGCAGAACAAAAGACAUUCACCCUCCAAACGAUGAUGCAUUUCUAUUGAAUUUAUCAUCAGACUUUGCAAUAAAUGAUCCAAAUUUUACAAAUUUUACUCAAUCAUUACUCGCAACAAACACAUUAUACAAAAUAAGCCGAUUCAACGAUAAUUAUCUCACCUGGACAAAAGUUUCAUCAACGUGGCCAAGUCAACGAGAUGGAAUAGUUCUAAUUAUUGAUAAUCUUUCAAGCAUUUACGUAUGGGCUGGACGCUAUACUUUUGAUAAUGCGCCGAUUCCAAGAUCAUCUUAUUCGGCUACGUUAUUAAAUGAUGGCCGAAUUAUUUAUAUUGGCGGUCUGAAUUCAACCUCAGAUCCAUUAGUGUUUAAUUUUAUGGAGCCAUCCAUAAGUGACAUAAAUAUAAUAAAUCGAGCUUCACAUUCAGCAUUACUUCGAGGUUACUAUAAAGGAGGCGACAAUCCUUACGAGCAAAUUCCGGAGUCUGACUCAGUAUGGAUAUUUAAUACCAAAACUUGGGUCGUGGUCCCGGCCAUCAGUUCUACUUUAGGAGCGACUCAAGAUAUUAAUAAAUAUACAUCUCAAGUAAAAGUUAUGGAUGUCACGAAUUUAAGCUCACUGGCUUGGGUUCCUACUUACAAAGUAAGGUUACCAUCAACCACGACUACUACAAAUGCUUCAACUGAUGGAACCACUGGAAAAAAUCUUGGUCUAAUACUUGGAAUUGCAAUCGGUGGCAUCCUUCUUGUUAUCACGGUUUUAAUGAUAUUCUUUAUAUGUCGUCGACGUAGAUCGGAGUCUUCUGGAAGACAUUCAGAAUAUUCCGCACAUUCGAGCAAUGAGCCUAUUAUUUCACCAACCCAAGUUCAGAAUACAGAUCCAUAUAAUUUUUAUCCUAAUCCAGCGUACAUGUACUAA